AAAUACGAAAUUAUUUAGUACCGUGUGCAAAAAAAAGUCGCCGGGUUACCUAGCAAAAACUAGUUCAACUUGAGUCCUCCAUAUCCUCUUUAUUACACCUUGACAGUUCUCAGAAACAGCAUCAUGUCACUUCUUGCAAAGUGUGUUUUAGUCAGCGAUGCAGUGAAAGGCGUAAUCACUUUCAAACAAGAUACUGCUAAAAAAACUGUGACCGUAACUGGAAGUAUAAGUGGUUUGAAGCCAGGUCAACAUGGAUUCCACGUACAUGCAUUUGGUGAUAACUCAGAUGGUUGUACAAGUGCAGGUCCUCACUAUAACCCAGAUAAUGUUGAUCAUGCUGGACCUACUGAUGAAAAGAGACAUGUUGGUGAUUUAGGUAAUGUGACAGCUGAUGAGAAUGGAUGUUGUAAUGUAAACAUUACAGACAGUGUGAUCAGUCUUACAGGGGAAAGAUCUAUCAUUGGUAGAACACUUGUCGUUCACGCUGAUGUUGAUGAUCUUGGUAAAGGUGGUCACGAGUUGUCAAAGACGACUGGAAAUGCUGGAGGAAGACUAGCAUGUGGUGUUAUUGGAAUUGCCAAGGAAUAAAUGACACUAUGUCAGGGAUAGCAUACAGACAAUGCAAAUUUCAAGUGCUUAUAUUGAUACACCUUUUGAAGUUUUAAUAUAUGUACUAUAAUCUAUUCCAUCACAAAAUUAAGAAUUCCUUUGCCUUUGUAUUAUGUAUGAGAAUGAUUUAGAAUGAUUUUGAUCAAAGCUUCUUAAAGCGAUAAUCUUAAAUUCUGAGAAAAUUAGUAAAAUUAUUAUAGUUCCUUCCAAAUUUUAAGUAUUCUCGUACCUAUAUGUGUUAAAAUUGCUAGAAAAAUAUUGCUACUGUUAUCAGAAUAAGAAGAAAAUAAAUACAUUUUCUAUCACAGUGUGAUUGGUUAUUGAAUUGUUACAGAAUACAUGUUAGAAAUAUGUAAAAUAUUGUAAUGUAAACAUGUUGUUAUAUUUUUGUAUUUCAUUGUAUAUCAAUGUUAAAGUACCAAAUAAUAAAUGAAUAUGUUUCUGAAGAUAUCUAGUUUCUACAAAAAAAAUAUAUAUAUAAAUAAAAAUGUAGGUAUUUAAAAUUACAAGUAACAUUUUUAAAUGCAGAGUUCAUUUAUGUACAUUAUUCUGAGAAUAAAAAUAUUAUUGAUAUCAAAAGAAGAAAACAGAAAAUAUAUUUUAACAAUAUUCAUUAUGUUCUAUGGAAAAAAAAAUCUAUGAAAAAAUUCUUAAUUGUUGUUUGUGUUCAAUGACGUGUAUUUUGAUAUCCAAGUCAGGCUAUUAUAUAUAUGGCAGCUGUCUUCUCCAGAGAUAUUCCAAUGACCUCCCCCGUAAAUGUAUCAAAAAUAUCAAUUAUAAUCAGUUAAAUGAGCGACUGUAUGAUGGAAACUAUGUAUAUAUAUUUAAUUAUGGUGUAUGUUUGAUUAAAUCAUUGAGUGAUGUUCUUGAUUUCUUUGCUGUAAUUAUGGAAUGUGAUUUUGUAUUUGUGCACUAAUUAUGUAUCUGUUAUCAAAAUAGAUUAGUCAGAAGUACUGCUAACAA
This is a messenger RNA of Ruditapes philippinarum (Manila clam), 1572 nucleotides long. RefSeq lists its product as uncharacterized. Lineage: Eukaryota; Metazoa; Mollusca; Bivalvia; Venerida; Veneridae. Bases 124 to 588 code for a protein of 154 amino acids. The record is from RefSeq and is a predicted model, not a curated record. Gene Ontology annotation, biological process: removal of superoxide radicals. Gene Ontology annotation, molecular function: copper ion binding; superoxide dismutase activity. The transcript is spliced from 5 exons.